This is a messenger RNA of Priapulus caudatus, 4434 nucleotides long. RefSeq names its product tectonin beta-propeller repeat-containing protein 1-like. The record is from RefSeq and is a predicted model, not a curated record. NCBI's taxonomy places the organism in Eukaryota, Metazoa, Priapulida, Priapulimorpha, Priapulimorphida, Priapulidae. The coding region runs from base 850 to 4434 and encodes 1194 amino acids. Gene Ontology annotation, cellular component: membrane. The transcript has 22 exons.
GUUAGGGUUAGGAACUGUCGGGAAUUUAGGAAAUUGAAGACCGUGCCCGGCUGCCGGGCAUAUAGCCACAGCAUUUUUUAUUGCUUUAUAAGAGGGAAAUAAGAUGCACUGCGUAGUAUUUUAUUUUAAUUACGGGCAUUUUUACAUUAUAUCGUUUACAGAAAGUUAUGCUGAAUAAUUUUCCUAUUAUUUUGAACUUUUUAUUACUUAUUAUUGCCAAGUAGAUACCUGGUACUCUAGUCAUUAAAGCAACAGUGAAAGAAAUAUUUUGUUAGAAUAUUUCAACAUUAUAUUUCCACAUUUGCCUACUAUAGUGCUAGCUCAUUUAUAUAAGGUGAAUUCACAUCAAUUAUAUUCAGGAUUUGUUAUAAUUAAUAUAACACUAUGUAAGUAUGUUGUCACACAUGUAAAUAAAUUAAUAAUAAUAAAUAAAAUAACGACUUUUUUGUUUUGGGAACAGAGUAUAUUCCGUAAAGCAGACACUUGUCACUAUAUCCUGUGCAGAGCGAGUGACUUAUGUAUACAAUUUGACGUUUAAAAUUUUAAAUAUUUGGCAAUUUGAGUACAUUAUUAUUUGUCUGAUGUGUUUGUAACAUAGAAAUAUAUAAAGAUGAUGAUCACACAAAUGUUAAUUAUAUCUGCCACCCGAGGGCGACACACGAGAUUGUCAACAAGUUCAUAUUCGUGUAUAAUAAUAAUAACCUACGUCAGUACGUGCAUUCGGUCAAGGAAUAGCCGGGAUUUCUUAUAUAGGCACUAAGAUAUGCUUGGCUGUUAAGUCUGUAUUUUUUUCUGUUCGAGAAAUCUCUCCUACUGUAUUUACAUGUGUCUAACAUAUAAACCAUCCCAAUGACCAAGUCAGUCUUGUGGGCAAUUAACUCACAUGGGCAAGUUUACGGCCUAUCAACAGCGGCACCUUAUUGGGAGAAAACUGGUGUGAAUACAGAAAUACAAGACUUUAAGUGUAUAGCUGCAGAAAAAAGUAUUCUGUGGUCAAUUGGCUCAGACCAACAGAUAUAUAUUAAGGUGCUUGCCACUGGCAUACCCAUACGAGUUGAAGAAAGCACAUAUGAGAAUCAGCGCUAUAGAGUGUUUAAAUAUGGCGGGUGGACGGACCAGUUGAUCUUCUCGGACAGAUACAAUUUCAGCAGUGAAGAUGGUACGCAGCAUCUCCGAAAAGAUGGCUUCUCACUUCCCUCUCCAGCAUGGAAGUGGGAGUCAGAUUGGCACAUUCAAGAAAGUACUGGUGGCCAGUUGUUAGGCUCCGAGGGAUGGAUGUUUGCCUUUGACUUCCCAAGAAAAUGGCACUGUGAACAGCAAAUAAAGUCGUUUGUACGGCGCCGAAAGUGGAUAAGAUUCCGAGUAUACACUGCCUUUGACAAGUGGGUGAAGGUACCUGGUCUUGGAAAGGAUUUUACUGAGGAACCAUUCAUUUCGAUUGCUGUUGGUGGUCAGGAGCUUUCAGGCAUGCCUUCGGACUAUCUUGCCGUGUGGGCAGUAACCAUUCAAGGCAGGGUUUUUUACCGACAAGGCAUAGCCCAGAACAAUCCAGAAGGAUAUUCGUGGGUUUGUGUCAGCACAGCUCCAGAAGUGAAUUAUAUUGCUGUUGGUCCUAAUGGCUUGGUGUGGGUGGUCACGUGGAGUGGACGUGUACUAGCCAGAGGUGGAAUCACACGAGAAAACCUCACAGGCAAUGACUGGUAUGAAGUUGAUUCACCCGGAGAUCCAAUUAUCUUGGUUACAGUAGGCAGUAAUGCAGUGUGGGCUCUAGGGAGAGAUGGAAUGGUGUGGUUCCGAAAGGACGUAUGUGGAGUGAAGGCAGGGUCAGACCGAACAGCUUGCAUUGGUACAGGAUGGGUGCAGAUGAUGACCCAUAUGGCACAUUUAUCUAUCGGGCCAAAUGACCAGGUGUUUGGCAUCGGACGCCAUGACAGGAAGCUGUACUAUCGAACCGGCGUAACUGCUGCGGACUUGAGCGGCAAGGUGUGGCGCCCCCUGGAGGCUAAACCUCGCCCAGUUCUCACCAAUGCGUACAGCACCAGUUCUAUGUCGUCUCUCUCGGCCAGAUCAUUGUCGGACGACGAAAGCUUGCCAAAUGUGUAUGGCGAGUCAUUGGAUCCUGGAAUUUUUGUGGAAGAAAUGUUUGGAUCACCGCAGAUAAGUACGAAUGCUCUACGCCGGGAAACGUUAGAAGCUCCGCCUGGUGGCGAUUCCUGCAAUGAACGUGACAGCAAACUGUCCGUCAACGUGGAGCAGGGACUCACGGAAAUCACGGAGAACACAGUUACCGUGACGACUGAGAAGAGUCGCUCCAAGGGCAGUUUUUCGUCGGACGUGUCCGACAACAUCAUUAAUUUCUGUGAGACUGUUGUUUCGAGUGCCGAAGCCGCUUGCGCCACCUCGUUGCAACAGCAGUGCUCUCUGAGUGUCGGCAGUGCAGCUGCUGACGUGAGUAGCAUGCCUCAUGAUUCUGCUGCUGACACGAGCAGAGGAGGUGCCACGCGAGAGUCGGAUGAUUUUGAUCCGGCCGCCUGCAGCCUUUCCUCUCAAAGGUCAAGAGAAACUAGUUUAUCAGAGCAUGAUAGCAGUAGAUGCAGCUCGAUGACCUCCAUGGAUCAAAUAUGUGGCGCUGAACGAGUCCAGGUUGCUGAUUGGCUGACAGGGGGACAGGUCGAGGAUGUUCGUUGGAGCUGGGUCAGCGCGUCGGCAUGUGUUCUCGAACCAAGUGCACCUCCAGAUGAUUGGUUUACAUCAGGCAAAAAGAAGGAAGUGAAAAGUGUUAAAUGGGAAGCUUGGUACAGAGACAUCACAAGGAAACUACGAGAGCGAAAUAAUAGACAGAAACAGCCGUUUCUACAAUACGAGCAUGCUAUUUUCAAGAAAUCGUGGGUUAAAAAGGGAGACAUGCACGUAUGGCACGAACGAAAUGGCUGGAUGGACUGUAAAGUGGAAUUUGAGCAGCUGGGGGCGACACAAGGAACAUCUGAUGGCACUCUUACCUGCAGCUAUUCUAAGCAUCGCGAGUUAAAGCACAUCGUCAUGUUGUCACAUUGUCAUCGCAUUGCUAUUGGUGAGAUCACCUGCAUUCUCCGCAUCAAAGAUCCCACUAAAUACUCGGUCUUCGCUGUCUACACUCCAAAGAGAACCGGAAAGGGGAUGCCACUAAAGCUGGCCACCGCAUCGGACAAGGAAUUGGAAGAAUGGAUGAAAGCACUGACGAUGGGGUGCCGAGAUGUGCGAUGUAUAAAAGCGUCGCCUUCCUAUAAUGCUGCCUGGUCUACCACAGACAGAGGAGACAUAUUUGUGCAUAACAUGCUGCCACAUGUACUGCAAUAUACCAGGGAACCGAACAGUGACCAAUUGUCCCCCAGUCCUGUUGUGCCAAUAAAUUUCCUUCAUGUUCAGCUAAUGUAUUGGUACCAAGUGGCUGGGCAUAUGCAAACUGUAGAGUCUAGCAGUGCAGGCGUUGUGUGGGGCCUAUCUUAUAAUAGAACUCCGUGGUUUUACACAGGAUUCUUAUGCUCUGAUGAAGAGUACAAACAAAUUGAUGUCAGGAAUAUUCAUAUUUAUGAAAAUCAAAGAUGGAACCCACUCACAGGGUAUUCCCACAAUUACAGACUGCCGACAGACAGAGCAGUGUGGAGUGACGAGUCGGGUCGCGAACAGCUGAAUAAGGAGCACAUCAAACCACCGUCGGUGCACUGGCAGUGGAUUUCAGACUGGGCCAUCGACUACUCCCAGACGGAAGGCACCGACAAGGAAGGCUGGCAGUACGCCACCGAUUUUCCCUUCCUGUACCACAAGCGAAAGAGAAUGUCGGACACCGUGCGGCGCCGGCGUUGGUUCAGGAAAUGCCGCCUGGCGACCAGCGGUCCGUGGCAGCAGGUGGAGUCGGUGUCGCUUCAGUGCAUCUCACUGCAGACAGACCCACCUACGUGGCUUCCCGCUAACAGCAACGUCGCCGUGUGGGCGGUCGACCUCAACGGCAAUGUGCUGUGCAGACUUGGAGUCACUAAAGAGUGCCCACAGGGUCUGUCGUGGUCACACGUUCCCGCUGACCAGCCGUUUGUUCACAUUAGCGUGGGUGGAUCCUACAGAGUAUGGGGCAUAGCCAAAGAUGGCUCAGCCUGCUUGCGAAAUGGGGUGCUGCCUCAGCUACCAAAUGGAACGUGCUGGUUUCAAGUGCCACCUCCACCACAUCAUAAGCUCAGUCUAGUGUCGGCUGGGAAAUCUACUGUUUGGGCUCUGGACACCGUCGGAAACCUAUACUACCGUAAAGACGUACUUCCCAUAUUUCCCGAGGGAACAACGUGGCAGUGGGUGUGUGCUGGAAUCCAGCAUGUAUCAGUCGGACCACAUGACCAGGUUUGGGCAAUAGCAAACCUAGCUCACUGGUACUGUUGCAGUCUGCCAAGAGAUCAGGAAUCACCUUAG